Molecule: messenger RNA, 3250 nt
Organism: Ostrinia furnacalis (Asian corn borer)
Lineage: Eukaryota; Metazoa; Arthropoda; Insecta; Lepidoptera; Crambidae
Gene: ALiX
Product: programmed cell death 6-interacting protein-like protein AliX
Exons: 12
Coding region: 20-2530 (836 amino acids)
Biological process (GO): mitotic cytokinesis
Cellular component (GO): endosome
Molecular function (GO): protein binding
Source: RefSeq, a predicted model, not a curated record
UUUUCAAUCAUUCGUAGAAAUGGCUGAGUUGUUGUCGGUUCCGUUAAAAAAGUCUUCGGACGUUGAUAUAGUUAAGCCGUUGAAAAAUCUUAUUCAAUCGACGUAUAAUUCAGAUAAGGGCACCGAGGACUACAGCGAUGCUCUCAACGAGCUCAGCAGGUUGAGGACCAACGCUAUCUGGAAAGUGUUCGAGAAGUCUUCGCUCGAGGUUAUUUACAGUUACUAUGAUCAGCUCGUGGCUCUUGAGAAGAAGAUACCACCACAGGAGGUGCAAAUCCCAUUCAAAUGGAAAGAUGCUUUUGAUAAAGGCUCAAUAUUUGGAGGGCGGAUGAGUCUUACGAUCAGCUCGCUGGCGUACGAGCGCAUGUGCGUGCUGUUCAACAUGGCGGCGCUGCAGAGCGCGCUGGCGGCGCAGCAGCCGCUCGACACCGAGGACUCCCUCAAGCUGGCCGCCAAACUCUUCCAGCAAGCGGCGGGCAUCUUCACGUACCUCAAGGCGAACGUGAUGCUGGCCGUGCACCAGGAGACCACGCCCGACCUCGCGCCCGACACGCUGGCGGCGCUGGCGCAGCUCAUGCUGGCGCAGGCGCAGGAGGUCAUCGCCUACAAGUGCAUCCGAGACGAGAUGAAGGAGAGCAUGGUGGCCAAGGUGUGCGCGCAGUGCGAGGAGCUGUACACGGACGCGUUGCGCGCGCUGCAGAAGGACGCGCUGAAGCCGCUGUGGGAGCGCGACUGGAUCCCCACGGUGACUGCAAAACAGAUGGCGUUCCGUGGGCUCACUCAAUUUUACCAGAGUUUAGUCUGUCGUGCCAACAAGAGCGUCGGAGAGGAGAUUUCGCGGCUGCAGCUGGCGGUGGAGCUGCUGCGCGGCGCGGCGCGCGCGGGCGCGGCCGGCCCGCUGCAGGAGGCGGGCGCCCGCGCCGCGCGCCACCUGGCCGAGGCCGUCAAGGACAACGACUUCAUCUACCACGAGCGCGUGCCCGACGCGCGCGCGCUCGAGCCCGUGGCGCGCGCGCCCGUGGCCAAGCCGCUGCCGCCGCAGGAGCGCUGGGCGGCCGAGCGCGACCUGUUCGCGAGCCUCGUGCCGCUGGCCGUGCACCAGGCGCAGGCGGCCAGCGCGGCGCGCUGCGGCGAGCUGGCGGCGGCCGAGGUGGCGCGCCUGCGCGAGGCCACGCAGCUGCUCAACGGCGUGCUGGCGUCGCUGAACCUGCCGGCGUGCGUGGAGGCGGCGGGCGACGGCGCGCUGCCCGCCUCCAUCCGCGCCAAGGCGGCCGACGUGCGCGCGGCCGGCGGCCUGCCCGAGCUGCAGCGGCUCAUGGCCGAGCUGCCGGAGCUGCUGCAGCGCAACCGCGACAUCCUGGACGAGGCGGAGCGGCUGCUGCGCGAGGAGGAGGAGGCGGACGACGCGCUGCGGCGCCAGUUCGCCGAGCGCUGGGCGCGCACGCCCUCGGCCAAGCUCACGGACGCCUUCCGCGCCAACGCCGCCAAGUACCGCCAGAUCAUCGACAACGCCGUGCGCGCCGACAACAUCGUGCAGCAGAAGUACCAGCAGCACCGCGAGAACAUAGCGCUGCUGAGCGGCAGCGAGGACGGCAUCACGGCGGGCGUGCCCGACGCGCCCGCGGGCGCCGGCGCCGACACCGACGCCGCCGCCACGCUGCGCGAGCUCAUGCGCGAGGUGGAGGAGCUGAAGGCGGAGCGCGACGCGACGGAGGCGGAGCUGAAGGCGGCGUCGGUGGACCUGCGCGCGCAGUUCGAGGCGGCGCUGGCGGCGGACGGCGCGGUGGACGAGCCGGCGCUGUCGGCGGGCGCGCUGGGCGCGGCGCUGGCCCCGCUGCGGGAGCGCGUGGGCGCGUCGCUGGCGCGGCAGGAGGCGCUGGCGGCGCGCGUGCAGGCGGCGCACGCGGCCUGGGCGGGCGCGGGCCGCGCGACGGGCCGCGACGAGGCGCUGGGCCGCCUGUGCGCCGCCUACGACGCCUUCCGCGACCUCACCGGCAACCUCAACGAGGGCGUCAAGUUCUACAACGACCUCACGCAGCUGCUGGUGGCGUUCCAGAACAAGGUGUCGGACUUCUGCUUCGCGCGCAAGACCGAGAAGGAGGAGCUGCUCAAGGACCUCACGCAGGAGGCGUCGCGCGCCUCGCCGCGGCCCGCGCCCGCGCCGCCGCAGCACCACGCCGCCGCCGACGAGCCCGCCGCCGUCCGCCNGGAGGCGCCGCCGCGCCCGCCGCCGCCCGCGCCCGCCGCCGCCGCCGCCACCUCACCCGCCGCCGCCGCGCUGCCCUACCCGACUCAGCCGCAAGGCAUGCCGCUGCCGUACGGCGCGCCGGCGGCGCCCUACCCGUACUACGCGGCGCCGCUGCCCGCCAUGUACAACCCCUACGCCACGCUGCCCUACCCGCACCACGCGCCGCGCAUGCCGCCCGCGCACCAAUACCAGCCCUACCAGUACCCGCAGCAGCCGGGCGGCGCCGGCUACCCGCAGCCGCCGCCCGCCGGCUACAACCCCUACGCGCCGCACCAGCAGUAGGCGUGACACGUGGCCGCCUCCGCCCACCAGCGUCGAUUUGGCAUUCUUAUUUACGACUAUUGAUAUAUCGAUCGGAUAAGCGCUUAGAUCUAAGGAAUGUGAGAUGAUGCGUGCGUCUCUUAUCGUUGUGAAGUACGUCUCCGCUUCUCGGAGUUAAUUGUUGUUCGAAAGGCGAUUCCGCUUGUAGGCGUCCCGUGGGCGCGCAGGAGACGAUAUUAGACUUGUUUACAUCGUUUUGGUGCGACUUUGUUAUGGUUUUGCUGUGUUGUUUAUGCAUUUUUAUGUAAGGCUCAAACGAAGUUCAUUGAUUUCAUGCAGGGAAUGGGUCUGAAAACGUUUUCAUUGAGACGAUAAUUGCUGAGAGAAUUAAUUUAGUAGAACUUUUAUCAAAAUAUUUUGUGCUUUAAUUUUCUGUAACGUAAUAAUUUUAUACUUUUUGACUUGAGAUCUUUAAUUGUUAUAGUCGGUGAACUGUGAUUACCUGCCUUGAAUCUUGGAUCGUUGAAUCAAUUUUGUUAUUUACUGGCCUCCCCACUAUGCAUACUAACAUGCACGAUAUAGAGAACUAGUGAAGGCACACAAUUUAUAAAAACAAAUGUUAUGUAAAAUUAACCAUUUUAAUAGUAUAGGGUAUUAUUUUUAUAUUUAGUUAACUUAUGCGAACCAUAUUUUAUAGUAUCCAAUGAAAUGAUAAAUUAGGAAAUAAAUAUAUUUUUUAAA